AUGAACUUUCCUCCAGACGACAUUAAAAUCCUGGUCGAGGAGAUUGCCGAGCUGCUUCUGGCACGCAAGCAGACCCUCUCAGUUAGUGAGGGUGCGUGUGGUGGACUUCUGAGCGCCUACUUGAUCUCUCUGCCUGGAGCGUCCAAGUUUUUCGAUGGAGGUCGUCUGGUGUAUAGCCUCAAGUCUCGGCUGAAGUUGAGCGGCUGGAAUACGGACCAGAUCAGAGACUACACGGGGCCGAGCGAGGCAGUGGUGCUGCGCCUGGCCAGGAAUCUGCGGAUCGAGUUUGGCUCCACAUAUGUGCUCUCGGAGUCGGGUUUUGCUGGGCCAUCCACCAGUGUUGGACUGGGAGACCAGGAGAGCAUCACCGACUCCUCGAAGCAGGGAGUCGUCUAUCUGGGAAUCAGCGGCCCAUACGGAGACAGAUCGUGCACGGUGAGCACGGGAAGCGAGGACAGGUCUGAGAACAUGCAAUUGUUUGCCAAGAAGGGGCUGGAAUUUCUCCUCAGGGUGUUGAGGACAGAGGGGUGAGCAAGCAAUUUAAAAUUUUUAUCUUCACUAUUAACAGUCUCAAUUAACAAUCUCCUUCAAUGCCUGUCUGAUGCUGUCGACACCCUUGACGAGGUCCUCUUUUGAGAUAACCAAAGGCGGAGCGAGUCUGAUGAUGUGCUCGUGGGUUGGCUUGGCCAAGACGCCAUGAUCCUUCAUCUUCAGACACAAGUCCCAGGCCGUCUUGCCGUUGGUCUUGGUGUCGUCGACAACGAUGGCGCACAGAAGACCUUUGCCUCUGACCUCCUUGAUGACGCCCUUGGACUCCUGCUUGAGCUUCUCGAGUUCUCCCUGGAAAAAUUGGCCGAGCUCGGCAGAUCUUUCCACCAGCUUCUCGUCCUUCACCACCUCCAGAGCCUCAAUGGCCACGCGCGAGGCCAGAGGGUUGCCGCCAUACGUGGAUCCGUGGGAGCCCGGCUCCAGAGUGUGCAUGAUCUCCUUGGAAGACAGCACGGCAGACACAGGCAAAACACCUCCCGAGAUGGCCUUUCCAAGAAGCACCAUGUCUGGCUUAUUUUCUCUAGGUAAAUAGUGCUCCCAACAGAGCAGCUUUCCGGUUCUGGCAAUGCCGGUCUGGAUCUCGUCGGCUAUAAGCAGAACGUUGUAUUUUUUGCACAGCUCCUUGACGCGGGAGAAGUAGUCUUUUGGUGGCACCACGAUACCGGCCUCACCUUGGAUUGGCUCGAUCAGAAUAGCGGCGAUCUUGUCGCCCGCGUUGGCGAAUGCCAGCUCGACGUCCUCGAUGUUGCCGUAGCGUAGGAUCUGGUUGUCGGUUCCUGGAAUGACAGGACCCACUUUUUCGAGGUAUGGGCCAAAGUGAUCUCUGGCCUCUGGAUCGGUGGACAUGCUGACAAUAGCCAGCGAUCUGCCGUGGAAAUUGUCUGCGCAGGAUAAAACGAUGGCCUCAUUUGGAGCAAUGCCCUUCUUCUUGUAACCCCAUCUUCUGGCCAACUUCAAAGCCGUCUCGACGGCCUCGGCACCGGUGUUCAUUGGAAGAACGCACUCGUAGCCAAAAAAUUCAGUCACGUAUUUUGCAUACGAGCCAAAAAUGUCCGAGGAAAACGCUCUGGAUGAAAGAGUCAGCUUGUGGGCCUGCUCGACAAGUGCGUUGAUGAUACGAGGGUGGCAGUGGCCCUGGUUGACGGCAGAAUAGGCUGACAGGAAGUCGAGGUACUCGUUUCCUUCGGGAUCCCAGACCUUGGCGCCCUGGGCCCUGGAGAACACCACAGGGAGUGGGUGGUAGUUAUGAGCGGCAUAUUCGUGCUCGUAUUCGAUAGCCUUGGCAGAGGACAGGUUGAAC
Ogataea polymorpha is the source of this 1849-nucleotide messenger RNA. RefSeq lists its product as uncharacterized. The coding region runs from base 1 to 531 and encodes 176 amino acids. Lineage: Eukaryota; Fungi; Ascomycota; Pichiomycetes; Pichiales; Pichiaceae. The record is from RefSeq and is a predicted model, not a curated record. The transcript has a single exon.